AUGCGUGUUGCUCACUUCGGACCUGGAUCAGGAAAAAUCUGGAUGGAUGAUGUGAGGUGUAGUGGAUCUGAAUCCUCAAUAUUUAAAUGCCUACGAAGAAAGAUUGGUGUAAAUGACUGUAAACAUAUUGAGGAUAUUGGUGUUAUCUGUUCAGAUUUAGGCAUCAGACUGGUUGGAAAUUCUCGCUGUUCAGGGAGAUUAGAGGUGCCUUCUGGGAACACAAGGUACACAGUGUGUGAUGCUGCCUUUGACCAGCAGGAUGCAGAGGUUGUGUGUAGAGAGCUGGACUGUGGGGCUCCUGAACAGUUGCUGAGAGCUGCUGCUUUUGACAAAGGAGACACUCAGAUGUGGACACAAGAGAUUCACUGCAGAGGAAAUGAGUAUCAAUUUGCUUUCUGUCCUGUAUCAUCUUCUCACAGCAAUUGCUCCUCUAACAGUAAUGUUGGACUUGUGUGUUCUGAAACAUUAAGAUUAGUGGGUAGUGGCAAUACAUGUGCUGGUCGAGUGGAGGUUUAUCAUAGUGGUCAGUGGGGAACAGUGAGUGAUGUUGGCUGGGAUAUGGCUGAUGCUACAGUGGUAUGUAGAGAACUGGGAUGUGGAGAGGCUGUAGGUGCACCUAAGCAGGCCUACUUUGGCCAAGGGCGAGGACAAGUCUGGAUUAUUAAUGUGAUCUGUACUGGAGCAGAAUCUGCACUAAAGGACUGUCGAUCAAUUGGUUGGGGAAAACAUCAGGCUAAUCAUGCUGAUGAUGCUGGGGUUAUCUGCUCUGUCUACAAGUUAUACAAGUGUGUCUGCUGUCUUUCUGCUCAAGGGUCCAGGCUAGUUGGAGCUUCUCGCUGUUCUGGGCAGUUAGAGAUACUACGAGAGAACACAUGGCACACAAUGUGUGACACUGCCUUUGACCAGCAGGAUGCAGAGGUUCUGUGUAGAGAGCUGGACUGUGGGGCUCCUGUACAGGUGCUGAGAGCUGCUGCUUUUAACAAAGGAGACGCUCGGAUGUGGACACAAGAGAUUCGCUGCAGAGGAAAUGAGCCUCAUAUAUCCGUCUGUCCAAUAUCUUCAUUCAUAGUCAACUGUACCCAUAAAAAUGGCAUAAGAAUGUCAUGUUCUGGUUACACUGAUGUCCGGCUGGUCAAUGGUCCUGACUCCUGUUCUGGUCGAGUUGAACGUCAGUACUACAGUAAAUGGGGCACAGUGUGUGAUGCAUGCUGGGAUAUGAGAGCUGCCAGUGUCCUCUGUAAACAGCUGAAUUGUGGGAUUGCUGUGUCUGUUGUGGGAUCAGACUGGUUUGGAGAGGGAAGUGGUGAAAUCUGGGCUGAUGUGUUUGAUUGUGACGGGAAUGAAACAAAACUCUCCGAAUGUUUAAUCUCUUCAUGGAGUCGAGCUGAACGUUCUCAUAGACGAGAUGUUGGAGUCAUCUGCUCUAACUCAUCUCUGGCUCUUCAUGAGGGUCUGGUGCGGUUGUCUGGAGAGAGUCAGUGUGAGGGGCAGGUGGAAGUUUUGAUCCAGCAGGUCUGGAGGAAGGUUCUGCUGGACUCCUGGAGUUUCACUGAAUCCUCUGUGGUCUGCAGACAGCUGGGCUGUGGCUCUGUGCUCAACUUCUCGAGCUCCUCUUUAUCCAGUCCUGAACACAGUCAUGAGUGUGUGAUGGGCUUCCAGUGCUCUGGGAGUGAAGCUCAUCUGGGGAACUGCAGCUCUCCACAAACUCUCAACUGCAGCUCCACACAACAGCUGUCAAUCACCUGCCUUGGUGAGAACAACAACAUCUGGGCAGAUUCUGGAGUUGUUCCUGAUAAAUAAUGUGUUUCUCUUUCUCUGAAUAUCAGGCUGCGGGUCCAUCAGGCU
Messenger RNA from Danio rerio (zebrafish), 1845 nucleotides. Lineage: Eukaryota; Metazoa; Chordata; Actinopteri; Cypriniformes; Danionidae. The record is from RefSeq and is a predicted model, not a curated record.